Molecule: messenger RNA, 4776 nt
Organism: Girardinichthys multiradiatus
Lineage: Eukaryota; Metazoa; Chordata; Actinopteri; Cyprinodontiformes; Goodeidae
Gene: pan3
Product: poly(A) specific ribonuclease subunit PAN3
Exons: 18
Coding region: 331-2712 (793 amino acids)
Biological process (GO): nuclear-transcribed mRNA poly(A) tail shortening; mRNA processing
Cellular component (GO): P-body; PAN complex
Molecular function (GO): poly(A) binding; metal ion binding
Source: RefSeq, a predicted model, not a curated record
UACCCAGGAUGCAGAGCCAUGCUCGCUGCUCUGGAGCUUAGCAGCCAGAGUGCAAGCAGAAAACAACAGGCUACUCUGCAAAGAAGGCAGCUGCAUGGAUAGCGACAACAACAACGAGCAGGAUCUCACGUAUGCAGUCAUAUUUACUUAGAACGAAAUGCAUUUUAUAUUCACAAUGCGAGGUACUAAAUGUUUUCCGUGAGCUGAACUGAUUUCGAUCCGUUGCUUUGAGGGGAAAGUGUUUGUAAAGUAGCUGGCUAGCACGCUAGCUCUCCGCGUCUCCUCUAUGGUUGAGUAUCUUCCGGCAGCAGCAGCGGCAGCAGCGGUGCCAUGAACAGUGGACUCCCACCUUCCGCUGCUCCGCUCGGGGGUGCCGGGAUACCCAGUGUCAAGGUGAAGUUUUGCCGAUACUACGCGAAAGACAAAACCUGCUUUUACGGAGAUGAGUGCCAGUUCCUGCACGAGGAUCCCUCCAUGGGAAGCAUGUCGCUGCACGGAGGCGGUGGCAGCCCCAUCCCGCUGCCAAUGGCCGGAGGUGGCGGGACGCCAGUGGGGUAUUCCCUCGGCGGAACGGCGGCAGCGGCCAUCCCAGGCGGUGGAGGGACCGGAGUGUCAAAGAAAAGCGAAGCACUGGGGCCUGCAGGCACGACUAUGGAGGGGCAGCUGCUGACCAUCCCAGGAUUGGAGGGUCCAGGUCUCAGCGAUGCCAGUCUCACCAACUCCUACUUCAGCAGCAGCUUCAUUGGUGUCAAUGGGUUCGGAAGCCCGGCAGAGUCGAAGUAUACAAUGAUGCAGCGAAUGACUACCAGCAGCAGCUCUCCCAGUCUUCUCAAUGAUGGUGCCAAGAACUUCAGCCACAGCGCUCAUGAUCCAGUGAACUCCUCGACUUCGCCACUGUUCAGUGAUUUUGCUGCUCUUAGCCUUGCCCAGAGGAGAAAGGCUCCUAACCCCGCAGCGAGUGAGUUCAUCCCUAAAGGCGCCCCGCGCAUGGCUGCCAUGACGCAGUCUGCAGUUCAGACCUACCCUUCUCCGCUCUUUGCUCAUCCUGGUCUCGGAGGCUCCACAGCUGCUUUGGCGCCAGGUAUGUCUUUGUCCGCUGGAUCAUCUCCUCUCCACUCCCCAAAGAUCACACCUCACACCUCACCUGCCCCUCGUCGACGGAGUCACACCCCAAACCCUGCCAACUACAUGGUGCCCACCACUGCGUCCGAUCAGGGCGCUCACAUCAUUCAGAAAGAGACCGUCGGGGGGACAACGUACUUCUAUACAGACAACACCCCAGUGCCAAUGGCAGGGAUGGUGUUUCCUACCUUCCAUAUCUACCCCCCCACUGCCCCCCAUGUGGCUUACAUGCAACCAAAAGCCAAUGCGCCGUCCUUCUUCAUGGUUGAUGAGCUCCGACAGGAGCUGAUUCACAGACAUCUGAUAACCAUGGCCCAAAUUGACCACUCAGAGAACCCAGACGUACCAUCGGAGGUAGACAGCUACCACAGCCUGUUCCCCCUCGAGCCUCUCCCCCCACCUAACCGUAUGCAGAAAACCAGCAACUUCAGCUACAUCACCUCCUGCUACAAGGCGGUCAACAGCAAGGAUGACCUACCAUACUGCCUGAGGAGAAUACACGGUUUCCGCCUUGUUAAUACAAAGUGCAUGAUGCUGGUAGACAUGUGGAAGAAAAUUCAGCACUCGAACACCGUGACACUUAGAGAGGUCUUCACCACAAAGGCCUUUGGAGACCACUCAUUGGUCUUCUCGUACGACUUCCACGCAGGUGCAGAAACAAUGUUCAGCAGGCAUUUUAAUGACCCAGCGGCAGACUCGUACUUCACAAAGAGGAAGUGGGGGCAACACGAACCUCCACCACCGCGGCAGCACGCAGGCCUUCUUCCGGAGUCACUGAUCUGGGCCUACAUCGUCCAGCUCAGCUCGGCCUUGCGGACCAUCCACACAGCUGGUCUUGCUUGUCGGGUUAUGGACCCCAGCAAGAUACUCAUCACUGGCAAAACCAGGUUACGGGUGAACUGCGUCGGGGUGUUUGAUGUCCUAACUUUUGACAACAGUCAGACCAAUCAUCUUGCCCUGAUGCCUCAGUACCAGCAAGCCGAUCUGGUUUCGCUGGGCAAGGUGGUGAUGGCUUUGGCAUGUAAUUCACUGGCUGGGAUUCAGAGGGAGAACCUGCAGAAGGCCAUGGAGCUGGUGUCUAUAAACUACUCUUCAGACCUCAAGAACCUUAUUCUGUACCUGCUGACUGAUCAGUCUCGCCUGCGCAGUGUCAAUGACAUCAUGCCUAUGAUUGGAGCACGGUUCUACACGCAACUCGAUGCAUCGCAGAUGAGAAAUGAUGUCAUUGAGGAGGACCUUGCAAAGGAGGUACAAAAUGGUCGCCUCUUCCGCCUGCUUGCUAAACUGGGAACCAUCAACGAGCGGCCAGAGUUUCAGAAGGACCCGGCGUGGUCUGAGACAGGCGACCGCUACCUGUUGAAGCUUUUCCGGGAUCACCUGUUUCACCAGGUGACUGAAUCGGGGACGCCGUGGAUUGACCUCAGCCACAUUGUCUCCUGCCUCAACAAACUGGACGCGGGUGUUCCUGAGAAGAUCAGCUUGGUGUCCCGGGAUGAGAAGAGCGUCCUGGUCGUCACUUAUUCGGACCUGAAGCGCUGCUUCGACAGCACCUUCCAGGAGCUGCAGGCUGCAGCCGCCGGCUCUCUGUAGCGCCCCCUUUUGGGCCCAGGGUGGGACUGCCCAGACCUGGAGCGCACCAUUGCACUACAGCAGAAAACCGGGCUCUCAGACAUCUGCACAGCAAAGGCAGCGAGGCGGGGCUUCGUGAACCUCAGUCACAUACACUGAUUCCUGUCCAGCAGGAACCAUUUUUGUAAAGCAUUUAUAUUUUUCUGUGGCAGAAAUCAAAAAACAAAAAAAGGAAAACAGACUAACAUGGAAGCUGUGAUGAACGACAUUUCUUUUAAAUUCGGGGAACAAAACGAGAAACAAAACUUUUUUUUUUUCCUGCUUUUAUUUUUUAUUUCUACAGUUGGGGAUGUUAUUUUUCUUUUUUUGUGGAGGAGGAUGCACUAAGAUUUCAAUUUUUAUUUUAUUUUUAUGAAAUCGUUUGAGUGGCCUACUGGGUGCACAGAGAGCUAAAUGUGAUACACAUGGACAUAGAAACAUGAGGAUGUAAAUCCGGGUUUCUGUAAAACUCGCAUCUCUCUCUGCCGGCUGGAGACCAGAACCCCUUCAUUUUGAUGCACUCAGAGAUUGGACGCAUCACUCGAGGCUUUCAGUGCGAUAGGACGGCAGUUGUUUCUUAAACUUCGCCAACCUAGCUCAGCCUCGACCGCUGGUUCCCUGUGUGAAAGGACAAACCACUGGGGAAGGUGGGAAAGGGUUGCAAAGCUAGGAAAAGAUGGAUUUCAGAUGUUUUUCUAUAGGAAAUAAAGGAACCUGAAUCUCAUACUUGCGGGUGGGUGGGUGAACUUAGACGUGGGACCAGGAUCUGAGGCUUUUCUGUUGGAACUGAGGAAGGCGUGUCUUCUCCUGAGGCUGAAGGGUUUGUUACAUAUGCAGCAGCCACCUUGUAGUUAACGGACACCGCUGUGGUUGUUUCCGGUCUGCUGUCGUCAGUGAGCCACAGCUGCCUCUUUGUGGAAUGUCCUUAAUUUGUCCCUCCUUUGGUAUCCUCACCCCUCAUUUCCCCAAUCUUUGUCUUUAUCUUCUUCCUUAAAUUUUUGUCCUAUAAUCCCAAACAUCACCCUGCCCUCAGCAGGUGGGGGGGUCUAUGUUUGGGUAGAAAAUUGAUACUUGGUGACUUUUUACCAGCUGCUUUUUCUCUCUGCUCAGCUGUUGUGCCAGACUGCACAGCGGGACACAGGAGGCCGAUCAGGUUUUGCCUCAUUUUUCCUCUUUAAUACUCUGUGGACCAAUUCCAGCAGGGGUUUUAGGUGAAAGGGGGAAUGGAUCGAAGGAGGAUGGGGAAACCGACUUCAGUUUUAUUUGACUUUUUUAGGAUCAUGAGAUACGAACAGGCUGGAGACGCAGCUUUCGCACUCGGAUUUUUCUCUCAGGAUGACAAAGAGCCGGCGGACCCUCCCCCAGCCCCCCCCAUCCUCUCCCCCAGCCCUGAUGAUUGAAUGUCUUUGGCUGUCAAUGGGCGGAACAUCUUCAGAUGGAGGUUUUAGGUUUGUCGGGAUCAUGCAGCAAGGGAUUUCAUGUUGCCCCGAAGCACAGCUCUGCUUUCAUUUUAAUUUGACUGGGGGAAACAAACAGUGUUAGAGCUUCAUCCAGUCACUGUUACGCCACUCGAUUUGAUUUCUCUGCCUUUGUCUCAUGGUAUGAAUGUCAGCAAACAUGAGGCACUCUUCCAAAUCAGGCAGCGUCUCCUCCAUAGUUGGCCUUUUCUCUGACUUUUAAGGAAAAUAUGACUUGAUCUGUUCUUGGGGGCAACAGAUGCACGAGGAGCUGUGUUAGAUCAUGUACUAUUUCCUCUGUUUUAUUGAAAUCCAUGAACAAAAAAGAAUAAAACAAAUUUGUGGUGCUUUAGAAAUCCCUCACACACACAUACACACCCGAAAACCUUUGGACUCAACCAACAUGGUGUUAUAACACACACUCCAAUUUAACUUUAGAGUCAAACCCCCCUCCCACCCAGUUAUCCCUCACAGCAACACACCUACAAUCACCAUCUUAGUAUGUUUAAUGCCCCUCUUGUGUUCUUGUCUCAAAUUUUUGCAAUAUUUGUGUGUACAGCAGUAUUUUAAUAAAGAAUACCAAAACUGA